GACAUGGUACCAUCACAGAGCUGGACCUUACACACAUUCUUUUCCAACUUUAAGACAAUGCUGGACAGAAACCGAUGUUUUGAUGACACAUUUGGAAACGCUGGAGCAGCCGAGUCGGAGGAUGUUUAACCUCUGAUGGUUACCUCUGCAGAGAGCAACUUAGAGCAUCAGAGCUGUUUUAUUUUUAACAUCACAGAGGAAAGAAAAACCAGAGGGACGGAGAUGGAGACAAGCCAGGCACCCCCAAAGCCCCCGAGACUCACGGCACAGGAAGAAAACGCACUGGUGUCCCAAGUGCUGGAGAUCAUUGGGGGGAUCGAGGCGGAGGCCCUGCAGACCCUGGACCAGCCCGAGGAGAGGGAUGUGUGGUCGAUGGAGGAGGGAGACGACUCUGUGUUCUACAGCGACGAGGACCAGACUCAUCAGGAUGUGAAAGCUGGUGAUACAUCUUGUGAUGCUGGUGCAGAGCCCGUCCCUCAGAGAGAGGGUGACAAGGACAAGUUAGAGAUGGAGAAGCCAACGACUCUCCUGACAGAGAGAGAAGAGGAAUGCCAAGAGCUCCAGAGUCAAAACACUGAACUUGUGCAUGAGUCAGAUCCUAUACAUGCAGAAGCAAAGGCUGAUCCCAGGUCAGCGACCUUAGUGAGCACUAGCGGAGGAUCUCUGCAGCCAAACUGUACAUAUGCCGACAUGCAAACCCAUGGUGGGUCGGAUGUAUCAUCAGACACAGCAAAUCCACAAGUGAAAGAUGAGAAAGGGGCUCAGACACCAAAUCCCGAAUCUUUACAUGUGACUCAGGAGGAGGAGAGUUGCUCGAGGCUGAGGGAGGAGGCAGACGUCCCAGAGGGAACGUCUGAUGCCGACCUCCAGAUAUCAGGUGACAGAAGAAUGAAGGAAAAGCAGAGGCCUGAGCAGGACCCCAACUCCCAUGAUCCUGUGGGGUUUCGUCAGGGCUCCACCUGUCGGGGCUACUCCACCCUGCCGGCACAGAAGAAGCCCGCUGACCAGAAAUCCUUCGAUCACGUCAACUUGUCCAAGUACAGCACGGUGUCCUACCGCAAGAUCCGCCGAGGCAACACCCGCCAGAAGAUCGACGAGUUUGAGUACAUGAUUAUGAACUUGUAGGAAACUGCUGGAUAUUGAACCACAGCAAAGAAUGAGUGUUAAAGGAAACUGAUUUCCUAUAUCACCUAAUCUUAUCACACAUGCAUAUUUAUUCUUAGUAUUAAAAUCCUCUUGUAGAUUGCAUUGAAAGUGUUUGAUAUAACUCUCCAGGACAAAAUGAACUGUAACUAUCUGUUUUGCAGUCAUUCGUAUGAGAGGAGUCUCUUGGCUCUUCAUUUGGUUUCAGCCUGGAAACAUCAUUAUGUAAGGCAGGUAUUUAGACAGCAGAUUAAAUAAAUAAGAAGCUCUGGGAUUUAUAAUCCGACUAACUGUAAUAAGUAAGGUGUUGUUUGGCAUUAGAUCUUCAGGAUCUAAACCUCUGGAGAGACUCUGAGUAGUGAAACUAUUAGUUGAAGCAUUGUUGAGUGAUUAACUAAGCCUGCAUACUUAUCCACACAGAAGAAGAAAUAAUAAUAAUAAAGAGAUAUGCAAGGAAAUCUUUAUCUUCAUCCGUUUUACUUUCUCAAGAAAAUGCAUUUCCAUCGGUUUGUGGUUAUCGGGUGUGACAAUCAGGAAAUCACAGCACAGGUUUGUUCGGGUGUAACGAUCUAACACU
Platichthys flesus (European flounder) is the source of this 1720-nucleotide messenger RNA. RefSeq lists its product as uncharacterized. The record is from RefSeq and is a predicted model, not a curated record. Lineage: Eukaryota; Metazoa; Chordata; Actinopteri; Pleuronectiformes; Pleuronectidae. Gene Ontology annotation, molecular function: actin filament binding. The transcript is spliced from 2 exons. Gene Ontology annotation, biological process: actin filament organization; regulation of cell shape. Bases 136 to 1125 code for a protein of 329 amino acids.